GCUGUCGUUUGAAUACACAGCGGAAACGGGCAGACAGCUUCGCCUAACGAAAUGGCGUCUGGACUCUGAAGCAAUAUAGUAGACAAGCUAAUUGGUACAGUUCAACGUAUUCGAUGCAUGGAGCACAUAAAGGGCGAUUUGAGAUUUCGCGGUAACAUCGUUUUUUGUUUUAUUGGUAUCGUGCCUUAGUUAAGGUCUGUUCUGUGGCUGUUAUAACGUCUUCUCAUGUAAGCUAACUGAGCAGUUGAUUUUUAAAAAAAUAUUGUGCUAGUUUGUAAAACUAUAAUAUGUUUGGUGUAUCAUCUACAUAUAUGUAAAAUGUCCUAGCAACAGAAGUAUUUGUACUACUCGGACAACGACUUUUGGGGGAAAAAGUGUUUUUUUUUUUACCGUAUUGUACAGUGUUACAAGUAGAAGAUAGAUAGGUCUUUAAAAUGAUGGUCGAGGAGAGAAAUAUGAUCCGACUAGUGGCUGUGCAACAUCUUCAGUCAGCGUAUGGAAUCAAGACAAAGAGCUGCAACAAAAACAAAGGAGCUAGGUGCAAGUCAACAGCCACCAAUUCGUCAAAGGUUUUUGGCGUACCUUUGGAGAGCUUGCCAUAUUAUAACAUGGAGUGUGGGUGCGUGCCACGCUUUCUGGUGGAUGCAUGCAUGGAGCUACAAGCACAUAUCGACACAGAGGGCCUAUUCAGAAAAUCAGGCUCUGUUGUCCGCCUGAAAGCACUACGGGCUAAGGUGGAUUUGGGCGAUGAGUGCCUGGCGACUGCUCUUCCUUGUGAUGUGGCCGGCCUGGUGAAGCAGUUUUUCAGGGAACUGCCAGAGCCUGUGCUGCCUAUCGAGCUGCAGGAGGCGUUCCUCAAGGCCCAGCAGCUCACUACCAAAGAGGAGCGGACCUGCGCCACCAUGCUUCUCUCCUCAUUGCUGCCAGACAGGAACCAAAGUGUGUUGCGGCACUUCUUUGACUUCCUUCAAAAUGUGUCCAAGAGGAGUGCACAAAAUAAGAUGGACAGCUGCAACCUGUCAGUGAUCUUGGCUCCAAACCUCCUCCACUCUGGAGACGGCACAGAAAAGAUGAACGCCAACACAGAGAAACGCCUCAAACUGCAGACGGCUGUAGUUCACUGUUUUAUAGAGCACGCCCACAACUUUGGUGUUUUGCCACAGUUCCUAGAAGAGAAAGUAUCAGCCAGGAUUGCCUGUGAGUCAGGGGUACUAUCCCCUGUGUACAAUGAGCUUCAGGAGAUGGACCAAAAUUCAGGGAUGAAGAGGAAACAUAGACACAGUUUCGGAGUCUUUUCUUCUGCCACUCCUGUGAUUGCGACACCCAUCUCCAAGCGAAAACUUUCUUUAGAUUCUGGUUAUUCUUUUGGGCUCUCAAACAAGAAACGUAGGCCUGUCAAGAAGGACCUUGGGACGGACGUACUUCCCAAUUCCUUGUUCAGUGGGACCUCCACCCCUGGAUCAGCUUACAGCGCCUCAGGGGCGUUGGAUGCCUCCCAAAGUACCCUUCCCUCUGCAAGCAAGCCUCGAAAGCAGGCGGCAACCUCUGCAAGGAGAAAGAGCAGACUGCAUAGCAGCAGACAUGAAGUCAGCAGAGUUGAAUCGGGACGAGCCGGCUGCUUUUCUCCCAAAGUCGGCAAAAAAGAAGCACCGCGCAAGUCGCUGCGUCUGCGGUUCAGCCUGGGGAGGAGCCACAAAGACGCUGGGUCUGAGUCCAUAGGCUGGCGACUUGCCACCCAGGAGCGCACCAGCAGUUUUUGUUUCACCAAAGAGACCGUGUUCAGUCCGUCGGCUCAGCCCUCAAACGUAGACUCCAAGAGUUCAAAGUUUAGAAGCAAGUCUGAGGACAACUUGCUGACCCCUCAAAGUAACCCAGGUGUCCACCGGACCUCACGGAACAGGGAGGCCCCUGAAGGAGAGCAGCCUUUCAGCGUUGGCACCUUCACCGAUACACCCAUGAGUGUGCGUCUGGAGAGCAACUGUGUGUCUGAACCCAGUAUAGUCAUGUCCAAACGACUGGCUGCGUCCAGCCUUCCCAAGAAGCUGUGUUGCACUUCCGGUGCGGAGAGCCUGGAAUGUGAGUCCAUAUUCAAACCCUCAAGCCAAACUGGAGUGGCCCCGCCGAAGCUUCACAACAGCCUCCCAGAAUCAGGUGCUGAACUCGCAGCUCUACCGCAGGAGACAGUACACGCAGAAUCAUCAGACAGCAUCCUGCUCCCUCCGCCCAAGACUCCUAUGGUUGUGACACCGACUCACCAGAGCAGUCUGGUUCAUGAGCAGAACCUUACCUUUGACAUAGCAACCUUAUCACCUUUGCAUAUUGAUAGUGUAGUUUUAGAGUCUGCUGGGAGUUGCAGUCCAGCAGUGAGAGCUGCUCAGAGUUCGUUUUCUGCUGCCGCUGUAAGCCACAACAACUCUGUGAUGUUGGGAAGCAACGACUCAGUGGGGCGGGUACACUGUAGCAGACUGGCUGAGGCUCUGGACCUCCAGAGUCCAACCCACUUUAGACUGGGUGUCUCUCCAGGACUGCAGUCCACUCCCUAUAAGCCAGGCCUUGCAGAAGAGCUGGGUACAGAUGCCAUCGGUACAACUGGCAGUGCAGCGCAUCACCAGGACUUGUCUUUCACAGAGGCUGUUGCAAAAAGUCCAAACCGGCUGGCCCACCCCAAGCCCCGUGUGGCAGACCACAUUCAACACUUCAACAAACUCACCCUUCAGUCUCCCAAAGGCACCAGAGUCCUACAAAUCAAGUCGCCGCUCAAGUUCCAGCGCACCCCCGUGCGUCAGGCGGUUCGCAGGAUCAACUCUCUCCUGGGAGAGAGCAGGAGACCCGCUGGGAAUCUGGAGCGGACCACCAGUCAAGGCAUGAAAGCUAUAAAAGCAGUGAGCCUGGAGAGCAGCCUGUCCCCCCACCCACACCCUCAGCCACCUAAGGGAGAAGCUUCACUGGUUCUGAACAGCACACGUCCCCUAAAGAAGCCACCCAAAAAGCCAAGCUUCUUGGCUGGUAAAGUCAAGACCUGUGCUCUGGGCGAUGUGACCAAUAAGGUCCAACCCAAGACUAAAGUGGACUCUUCUAUCUCAGAUGCAGGAACUCAGAAGAUGGAUGUGCAGCAGCUAGUAAAGGAGGCACAAUAUUACCGAGGUUCACCAAGAAACCCUCUUAACCAACCUCGACUGCUGUCAGCCACCAAGCCUGUGGAUUUGUAGACAGCGUUCCUUUGCCUUAAUAUGCAGCUGGAAGAACCAUACACACGUGGGAUUUAAUUUAUUUGGAGCUACAUUAAGUGCUGCUUGUCUUGUCUUAUGGCCUUAAUGAAAUGUGCCUCUGCCUGAGUAGAUUAUAGUGUGCAGGUGAAUGAGUUUAUUGGUGGGAUGACUGGAAAUCUUUUAUUUAUGUAUUCUAUGGCUGUUUACCUUUUUAUUGUUACAUAUUUGCAUACUGUUUUUUUUUUUUUUUGUUAAGUCAGAACAAAUGCACCUUUUUAAAAGGAAAUGAUGAAAAAUAGCCCGGUAGUAUUGAUGACAUGUCAAUGUCUGAUUUUCAAAUCCAGCAGCCAGUAAAAAAAAAAACCUUUCCGAAAAAUAAACCGCGUUUCUACAUUUUGAAGUGUUUUUUCAUCUUGUUGCGUCAAUGGCAAUAUUGUAGCAUCCACAGGGGGGCGUUGUAUAGCCAUUUUUUUAAAACUUUUUUUUAACUUUUUUUUUCCCACAGCUAGUCUGUAAUGCAUCAGGCAUUCUCUCCAAAGCUUAAGCACCUCUUUGUAAGAAAUGACUCUUUAAAAUGAGUUUAGCCGCAAAAAAGAAGAUAUCUUCCUUGCGUUUCUGUCAUGUGAUGCAUUCGAGUUUGAGGUCUUUGUAUGACAAACUCACUCAGUCUCUCAUCUGCACUCAUGUGCUGCGUUCAAGUGCCCUUCCUUCUUACCUUCUGUGAUGCAUUUAGGUCUACCACACUGUUUACUACAUGUGUUGCAUUCAGCUGUCCUACCCUGGUUCACUAGGAUGCAUUUAAAUGUCAAGUGUCCUUAGGCUUGCAUGUGUUGUGUUCAAGUGUUCUACACUGAUCUGUCCCUGUCCCCUCACCUCCGUGGACACUGGGUCGCAUUCAAGUGUCCUCUCCUCCGUUCAUGUGAUGCAUGAAAGUGUCCUACCCUGUUUGGUCACUGCGAUACAUUGAAAUGUAAUGUUUCUUAGGUCAUAUCGUGAUGCUUUCAGGGGUCCUCUCCUGCAUCGUCCCUGUGGUGCUUUCAUGUGUUUUCACCUCCUUUGUCCAUGUGAUGCAUUAAAAUGCUUUGUGCCUUCUUGACCACUGUGAUGCAUUCAUGUCUCCUGACCUGGUUGGUUCAUGUGAUGCAUUCAAGUACUGCAUAAUGUUUUCCAAAAUGUCAGCGAUGCGUUCAGGCACCAUCCCCCAUUUGGUCUGCUCAUACAUGCAUUCAUAUGUCCUACCUUUCUGGGUCGCUGUGAGGUGUUCAGGUGUCCUCCCCUCAUUUGCUCCAUUGAUGCGUUCAAAUGCCAA
Dunckerocampus dactyliophorus (ringed pipefish) is the source of this 4518-nucleotide messenger RNA. RefSeq names its product Rho GTPase activating protein 11A (gene arhgap11a). Gene Ontology annotation, biological process: signal transduction. NCBI's taxonomy places the organism in Eukaryota, Metazoa, Chordata, Actinopteri, Syngnathiformes, Syngnathidae. The transcript has 11 exons. The record is from RefSeq and is a predicted model, not a curated record. Bases 435 to 3209 code for a protein of 924 amino acids.